GGUUUCUACUCGAGUAGAUGUGCUGUGACUGCAAGCAAUGGGGUCCUGCACUCCGUUUUUUAUCGAUAACCUUUUACUGGUGGUGUCUGAUACCUUGUCCUCUGCGGGGACCCCGGAGCCCGGGAGAGAAAAAGAAAAAGGACCUGGCUUUGACUGAUAAAUGGCAGCUUUCCAUGUGUUCAACCCAUAAGAUUCCCUACGUAUCUUCCUCCUUGCUUAAAACUGCUCAGUUUUAGUAGUCUGUAGAGUAUGAUAUAUCAUUGAAAACCAGUCCAAUACCUGUAUGCCGGAGAACAGCAAACUAGUCUAUAACAUUGUUGAAAUGUGGAGAGGAGGAGCGCACCAAGGGACAAUACACGUUUUGGGGAGAAAAACCUGGUUACUCGAGCAUCACGAGGCCUAUACCGUCGAGAUCAUUACAGCGUUAUUUAUAACUGGCUUCAAAAAUUAUGAUAUCUCCACACAUUCUCCUACGAUUCCCGUGAAGCUUUCUAAAGUCCGAGUGAAACAAAGAUGGCCCGAAUCAUUGUAUUGAUUGAGACUGCCAGUACUCGAGUACUGACCGUUAUGCCAGGAUUAAUAAAGCUUUUGGCGUCGCGGCUCUUACUCGUUCCCCCCCUCACCCAAGACAUUUGAUGCAUCGGCGGAAGGCGACCAACCCCCGUCCAAUACCGAUACUCUCCUCACAGAAAAACAUCUCAUCCUGUCCCUCCACCCCCAUAUCCUACCAAAAAGCUUCAGCCCGAACCCCAGCUCCAGACCAAGCAGCAGCGAAAAGAGUACCGACCUCUUCACCCCCCGUUUACCCCCACACACGCAUUUCAGUAGCCUAUCUUUUUAUCGCUCUCGUCCGUCCAGUCUCGAUUCCCCUUUCUCUUGGUUCGCAUUUCUCAUGACAAGCACAACAGCCGAUCGUCUCCAGCUCCUCCAAGAACACAUCCGACUCUCUCUCAUAGAACGCAAACGAGCUCUCUCCCUCAGGGCGGAGCCAGAUACUCGGAAUACACAUGAAAUAUCACGUAGUCUCGAUACUUUGCAUCUUGGUAUCGAGCAGUUAGAGAAGGAACAGCAGCAGCUCGAGGUUGCCGGGGAUUUAUCAUCUCAAGGCCUGAGGGAAAGGGAGGAUGUUCUGAUCAGGCUCCGCUCACAAUACGAUGAUCUACACGCGCAAUUCACAUCGACAGACGCCGUGCCGUCGGGUCCCUUAGACCUAUCCUUCCGACCCUCCUCGUCCGUGAUAGCCCCUGGACGACGUAGUGAGAACCCCAUAGACGAACAUGAAGCCCGGGAAGCCCUUAUGGGGAGCCGUGAGACACCUGGUGCCUUGCGAAAGGGUAAUAAAACGGUUCGGUUUUCCGAUACGUUAGUGAACACGGAUGAGUUGGACAAUCACCAAGUGUUGCAACUGCACCGAAGGGUCUUGGAUGAACAGGAUGAGAGCUUGGACCGAUUGUCAGAGAGCAUACGAAACCAGCGGGAACUCAGCAUUCAGAUAGGCGAUGAACUCGACGGUCACGUGCAAUUGUUGGACGAGUGUGGCCCAGACGGCAAAGGACCACGGAAGUCUGGUCGUCAUUGCUAUCCUCAUUAUUACCUUGAUCCUACUCAUUGUUGCAAUCAAAUAAUAAAACCCCGCUCAUGAUCAAAUCCUUACUCUAUUUUUAUUUUUAUUUAUUUUAUUUUCCUAGUCAUUGGAGUUUCGGGCGGAUGGUCUAUCGUGGGAAUUAUGGGAAUCAACUCGAAUUGGAUAAUGGAUUCGAGAAAGCCCAAUAAAUAUAUUCACUAGUCAGUGAUGUUUUCAUAAUCUGUAACUUUUCCUCUUUUUUUUCUCUUCUCAUCACCUUCUGUCACCUAGCCUACACCAACUUUAUUUCUACCUUUCUCCGGGGGGUUUCUUUCUUCUUCUUUCUUUGCAGCCUAUUGCCAGUAUAAAUGUUUCCUUCGUCUUCUUCCAUAGUCUGUAGAUUCCGAUAAAAUCAAAGCUUAAACACGUCAUGCGUGUCAAACAAA
Tuber melanosporum (Perigord truffle) is the source of this 2010-nucleotide messenger RNA. RefSeq lists its product as uncharacterized. NCBI's taxonomy places the organism in Eukaryota, Fungi, Ascomycota, Pezizomycetes, Pezizales, Tuberaceae. Bases 893 to 1642 code for a protein of 249 amino acids. The transcript has 5 exons. The record is from RefSeq and is a predicted model, not a curated record.